Molecule: messenger RNA, 682 nt
Organism: Lasiosphaeria miniovina
Lineage: Eukaryota; Fungi; Ascomycota; Sordariomycetes; Sordariales; Lasiosphaeriaceae
Exons: 1
Coding region: 204-425 (73 amino acids)
Source: RefSeq, a predicted model, not a curated record
UUUCCAAUAAAAUCACAAAAGUCUGUUGCAAAAUAUUUGUCACACAUUUUAUAUCCUAGCCAAUCUAAAAAUCCACAGUGCACGAGCCUACCUCCCCUUCCCUUAUAAUCUAGAAUUUCAUCUUCUUCCCCUUCAUUUCCACAUACAGGCUUCCCACCAGGACUCAUAUUCUUGACCAGCAAACAAAACCAAAAAGAUACAGGAUGGACACCACCCCAGUCAGGCGAAGACGCGCUAGAACAAGGGAGCUCCUUGAGGGCGAGUUCUGGCUGGCGGUGGAGGUACCCACGGUCCCAUCCCCGCCCGCCUCUCACACGAUGUACGACGAGCAACGGCUAAAGGAGGGCUUGUUCUACGCAGAUCAGACUCUACGCAACGCAAUUAAAGGAGCAUCGCCUCUCGUGAGCCAUUGUAUGACAAUGUAGUCUACAAGACCUGCCUCAAAGCAGCCCUCGAGAACGGGGUGGGGAUAAGCAGGAGAGACAAGAUCUGCUGGAAACCGUUCAUGCUUUCCUAGAAGAAAUCCGAGGUAACCGAGAACUCCGGCUUCCUUGCGACAAGGUCAACACUGCGGUGGUGGAUCGCCUCGUCAUGCUACGGCGGUACGGGUUUGCCAUCCGGUACCGCCUAUGGACGGACAUGGUCUGCGACGAACUCCACAUCUCCAAGGAAGAAUCAGAAU